CAGAGGUCAGGUGGUUCAAAGCGGCGUAGGCCAUGGUGCAGCUCCGGCCGCGCGCGUCCCGCACCCCGGCAUCGGCCGAGGCGAUGGUGGACGAGGGCCAGCCGGCCUCGGAGGAAGAGGCGGAGCACGGCCUGUUGCUCGGGCAGCCCAGCAGCGGCGCGGCCGCUUAGCCGCUGGAGGAAGACGAGGAAGGGGACGAUGAGUUUGACGACGAGGCCCCGGAGGAGCUGACUUUCGCCAGAGCCCAGGCGGAGGCGAGAGAAGAGGAGCGGCGAGUGCGAGAGACCGCGCGCAGGGAUAAAACGCUCCUGAAGGAGAAGAGGAAGCGGCGCGAGGAGCUGUUCAUCGAACAAAAGAAAAGAAAACUCCUUCCAGAUACUAUUCUAGAGAAGUUAACUACAGCCUCACAAACUAACAUAAAGGAAUUGCCAAGAAAGUUGAAAGAAGUUAAUUUUCAAAAGAAAAAUGAAGAGUCUGAAAAAGGAAGCCAUUCCAAGAAAGUUAAAGAAAAAGUGCAAAAAGUACAGUCUGUCAGCCAGAACAAAAGCUACUUGGCUCUAAGGCUGAAAGACCAAGAUCUGAGAGAUUCAAGGCAACAAGCAGCCAAAGCCUUCAUACAUAAUUCUUUAUAUGGUCCAGGAACCAACAGAACUACUGUAAAUAAGUUCCUGUCUCUUGCCAACAAGAGGUUACCAGUGAAAAAGGCCGCAGCCCAGUUUUUGAAUAAUUCUUGGGGAACCCAAAAUAAACAAAAUGCCAAGAGGUUUAAAAGACGGUGGAUGGUCAGAAAGAUGAAAACUUCUAAAAUGUAAAUUGAAGCUAAAUGAAGAAUCUGUACUUUGUAUGUAUAGAAUUUAAAGUUACUUUAUUUACAGGAUCAUUUUCUCUGAAAAAGCUAAUAAAUCAUUUUCAAGGGUCAUUAUAAAAAUCAUAAA
Molecule: messenger RNA, 935 nt
Organism: Galeopterus variegatus (Sunda flying lemur)
Lineage: Eukaryota; Metazoa; Chordata; Mammalia; Dermoptera; Cynocephalidae
Gene: NOL7
Product: nucleolar protein 7, 27kDa
Exons: 8
Cellular component (GO): nucleus
Molecular function (GO): RNA binding
Source: RefSeq, a predicted model, not a curated record